Messenger RNA from Schizosaccharomyces osmophilus, 840 nucleotides. It is a transcript of the gene txl1, whose product is annotated as thioredoxin-like I protein Txl1. The coding region runs from base 1 to 840 and encodes 279 amino acids. The transcript has 2 exons. The record is from RefSeq and is a predicted model, not a curated record. Lineage: Eukaryota; Fungi; Ascomycota; Schizosaccharomycetes; Schizosaccharomycetales; Schizosaccharomycetaceae.
AUGUCCGUUAUCGAAAUUAGAUCAUACCAACAUUGGAUCUCAACAAUUCCAAAGUCGGGAUUUCUCGCUGUUGACUGCUAUGCAGACUGGUGUGGUCCUUGUAAGGCAAUUUCACCAGUUUUUUCACAAUUGGCAAGCAAGUACUCAGGUCCUCAGUUUGUAUUUGCAAAAGUUAAUGUAGAUGAACAAACACAAAUUUCCUCUAGCCUUGGAGUUCGUGCUAUGCCAACCUUCAUCUUCUUUGAAAAUGGCAAACAAAUAGAUAUGCUUUCGGGAGCGAACGUGCAGGCGUUAAAAGAAAAAGUAGCUAAUAUUGGAGGAAAAUUGAAUGGAGGUAGCGCUAGCGCCUCUUCAUCUGUGAACGGUUAUGCUAAUCUCAGGAGUUCUAUCGAGAGCCCUCAAUUAGAGUGUUUAAAUCAAAGUGAUGAGUAUCACCUUCGCAACGCUCUUGAUUUAGAUUCUUCUAGUUACUUACAGUCCGACGCUGAUGAGCAGCUUAUGAUUUACAUCCCUUUCUUGGAAGCUGUAAAGAUUCAUUCGUUGUCUAUUACUCCUGUCAAAGAAAACUUAAGCAAAGCUCCCAAAACUCUCAAACUCUUUAUUAAUCAACCCACAGUGCUUUCAUUUGAAGAUGCCGAGUCUUCCCCAGCUACUCAGGUCAUAGAAGAAAUCGAGUACAAAUCUGAUGACGAGCCUUUGAAUAUCCCUCUAAGAUUCGUUAAAUUCCAACGUGUGAACUCUUUAGUAAUAUUUGUCUCCUCUAAUGUUGAGGACGAAGAAACCACCCAGAUUGGCCGUUUGGAAUUCUUUGGCGAAGCAGUAGGCGAUUCUAGCAAGUAA